Molecule: messenger RNA, 648 nt
Organism: Xenopus laevis (African clawed frog)
Lineage: Eukaryota; Metazoa; Chordata; Amphibia; Anura; Pipidae
Product: keratin-associated protein 10-5-like
Exons: 3
Coding region: 1-648 (215 amino acids)
Source: RefSeq, a predicted model, not a curated record
AUGCCAUCAGUCCAGCCUGUGCCAGCAGUACAGCCUGUUCCAGCCUCCGUGCCAGCAGUCCAGCCUCCGUGCCAGCAGUCCAGCCUGUUCCAGUCUCUGUACCAGCAGCCCAGCCUGUUCCAGCCUCCAUGCCAGCAGUCCAGCCUGUUCCAGGCGCCAUGCCAGCAGUCCAGCCUGUGCUGUCUCCCCAAAAGCUGCCUGUUCCCGUGCCAUCUCCCCAAAAGCUGCCUGCUCCCUGAAAUCUGCCUGUUCCCAUGCUGGCUCCCUGAAAGCUGCCUGUUCCAGUCUUCGUGCCAGCAGUCUUCCCUGUUCCAGUCUCCGUGCCAGCAGUCUUGCCUGUUCCAGUCUCCAUGCCAGCAGUCUUGCCUGUUCCAGCCUCUGUGCCAGCAGUCUUUCCUGUUACAGCCUCCGUGCCAUCAAUCCAGCCUGUGCCAGCAGUCCAGCCUGUUCCAGCCUCCGUGCCAGCAGCCUGAGGACCUGUCUGCCCUGGCCUCCAGGCCUGAGGCCCUGUCUGCCCUGGCCCCCAGACCUGAGGACCUAACCGCCUUUGCUUCUGCCUUCCCUGCCACAGGAUCUGGUCAGGAGAUUUCUGAAGCUGAGGAACAGAAUGCUGUUGAGGGCGAUCCUCUCCGAGUGUGGGUUAUGUGA